Molecule: messenger RNA, 9435 nt
Organism: Symbiodinium sp. CCMP2592
Lineage: Eukaryota; Dinophyceae; Suessiales; Symbiodiniaceae
Source: the annotation of a GenBank genome assembly
AUGCACUUCUGCGCACAGGAUGGCCUUUGCCAAGUUGAAGGUGUGCCGCUAAAGGCAGAGAUGCGCAUCACCGUGAAGCACCCGGUGAUGGAAACUCAGGUCCUCAGGCUAGUCCUUGCGCGUCGCACCGCUCGGAUUGUUCUUGCCGGCGAUGCUGUCGUGCGCCUUUGGUGCAUAGAUCGCCCUGGUGGCACUGCCGUCGUCAUGGCCGACUACGUGCAACAAAACAACGGCGUACCCUCGUCAGCGCGGCCCUUGCGAGGACAGGUGGAGCAGGCAAGCGGAGAGAACGUUCAAAUUGAUGGUGUCUUCCGCUUGCCUUGGCGAGGGGCGAUGCAUCAGUUCGAGGGCGUCCAGGUGCUGCCAGCUCACGGGACAAAUCCGCAGGCCUCGCUGAUUUUUGGUCACAAUGUGACCAAUGCUCUACUCUUUCAGAUUCCGGCAUCUGGAAUGGUGAGGAGUUGGAUGCCAGUGAAGCCUGUGCAGCCCGAGGAGGUGUUGUUUUCAAAGCCCUGUGGUGUGAUCCUCGCGGCCCUGCGCGAUGUCAUCCUGAAAAUGGAGACGAACUUCCGAGAUACGGAAGGCGUCUCUGAGCCACCGGGAGAGCCAGAGCCGGAGCAAGAGAUGGAUCCCACAGGUGACUGUGAACGCUUCGGGCAGCUGCUAGAGCAGGGAGCUGGCCUUGUCAGCACCUUUAUCAGAACAGCGAGCCAGAUCUGGAAGGUUGACCUCUCCGAACAGACACGGUUUGAGGCCGAAGAUGUCAAAGUCUUGGCUGCUGCCAUGGAUGACCCAUGUUAUGAGGAGCUCGUCAGAAUCUGUGAGUCGGUGUCUGGUUCCUUGACGACGCAGCGGCUCUCCCAGGAGCUUCGCCAGUCAGGGGCGACGAGUGCACGGGACUCCUUGGCCAAGUCGGUUGCUGCUGCAUACAUCCGAGCUGCGCAAAUGAAGCCAUGGUUUGAGACAUUUUGCCGGCAGGUGGUCGGUGCCACUGGUGCCGAGGUUGAUGAGGCCAGACUGGUGGGUGCAUGUGGCUCCACUCGCAUGCUGCAAAAGAUGGUCUUGUCUCCCGAGCUGAGCCCCGGCAGUGGGAUUUUGUCGUGCUGUGUCAGGUGCCAAAGCAUGGAGGAGGUGACACAGGUCGUCUCGAACAUCUGCGAGAAGCUGGAGGGUCGUGCGGACAGCGGGGUGUCUGCAAUCGCUGCCCAUUUUCUGGACGAGGAUGGCCAGAUUCGCUCAGACUCCGAACUGAGCGACGUCGGCUCGGUGGUCGUGGAAAUUGCAUGGAGAGGGAGGCCAUCAGAUCCUUUAUCGACGGCUGAGGUGCGCGUGGUGAAUUUGAUUCUACAGAAGUCACUGAGCUUGACGGCCAACAUUGCGCCCAACUAUUUGGUGGAGCUUCAAGACCGGUUUGGGGAAAAUGGCAUAGGAAGCUCGGGCGAUUUCCCUGACGUUCUACCGAUAGCCGCCAUGCGUCGAAUUACGGUGAAGGGCUAUCACCCCGCAGUUCCGCACCACCACCUCCAGAGUCGGAACAUGAAGGAUAUCUUGGUUCGAGGAAGCUUUGAGAUUGCGAUGCUGUGUGCGCCUGAGGCGCAGCUUCAGGUGGUCAUGCCAGAGAGCAAGAUCCCGCUGGCAGCCGUCAAGGUGGAGAGUAUUGACAGACGCCAGGUGCACACAUCACGGGCUGGCUGGUGUACACUGGCUUUGCGGCCUGGGGAGCAGAAGCUUCGUUUGCGGCACGAUUUCCUCGGCACCUGGACAGAGCAGUCAAUAAACGUUUCGUCUUUGACGCCGUCUUUUCAGAUUCCAAUGGAGAUGGAGUUUGCUGUCUGGAUGACCCCGGUGACAGUGAUGGGGCAGGUGCAAGCUUGGGAGUAUUGGAUUGGAGGAUGUGGGAAGAAGCCUCGCCAGGACGGUUCCGAACCGUUCUGCGGCAAAGUUCGGUUCAACGGCCGGAAGUUGGAUGUCGACAAUGGUGUGCUGCUCCUUCGUUCGGAGCCUGUUUGCGAGCUGCACGAGCCGAAGCUUGAGGACUCGCCCGGCACCGAAGAGGACCCUCUGCUGGGUUUCGAUCUAGAGCCACCGUUUGCAAGAAUGGCAUCGCAAACAAGUCAGCGUCCGCAGACAUGGGAUCCACACCUUCUCGGUGUUCGGCCGGCUGCACCGUUUCCCGCAAAAGCCGGCACGGCCUUGGUUGUUAAGGCAUGUACGAUUUGCUGCGGCCAGCCGGUGGUGGGGAUCCAAAUAGAUGUUGAUGAGCAAGCACAGUCUUUCACCGACCGGACGGGUGUUUGCAUGUUGCGUGACGUACGUGAUUCUGAACCAGAGAUGAAGGCUUUUGCAAGUCACGCUGCCUUUGAGAGUGGAUGCUGCCAAUAUACCGUCACUUCACAUCCCAAGUCGGUCGCGGAGCUACCGAUUUUUCUUCAGCCACUGGUCAGGCUUUUCACUGUGCCGGGCCCGAGAGGUCAGCUGGCUUUGCAGAUUCUGGCGGGUGAUGGUGACUCUGUGCUGAUUCCGGUCGAUGCAGAACCCUUUCCUGGCACUAUCCGCAACGGGCGUGGCGAAGACAUGCUCUCAUCAAGCACUGAAAAUCCGGAGGCAAUUCCGCUAUCACAGGUGAGAAUUGCCCCAGAAGUGGAGGAGUGCCCGAUCUUUUGCUUGGCGAACUCCGAAGUGGAGUUGGGAGGGUAUGAGUGGCUCCCUUCUACAGCGUUCCCAGCAGCAGGCAGCUGCACGUAUGAGGAGCUUCUACGGCUGCGGGAGCCACGCACACUAGGACAUCUUCGGCCUGUGGUGCAUGUAAAAGACAUUGACGACAAGACUCUGAAGCUGGCCCUGGAAGAUUGUGCUACCGUCGACGACGCGGCCGUGCUGUUGGGACAACGACUUCACGUUGACCAGAGCAUAAAUCUAGCUUUGGCUGCCGAAUCUUCUGUGCCGGAGACCUGUGUGGACAGAUACGCGUGCGGAGCAUCGCUUCUGAAAGGAUCCGUCAAGUUGUGGGCUGGGCAGCAGCUAAAGAUCAUGGCACGACUGCUCAUCAAUGUGACCUUCGGCAACACGACGCUGGGUGCCCCUAACGUGCAGGUGGCGCUUCGGGAUUCAAACGAAGCUGCGACGACCGACAGCUCGGGUGUUUGUGAGCUAUUUGUCCCUGCCGGGCGUCACCACGUGCGGAUUGACCACGCCAUGUCAAACGAAGGCAGCGACGAAAUGGAAAUCGACGUCACCGAAGUAGAAACACGCGUGGAGGUUUCUGUGCCGGCCUGUUUGUUUGUCUACUUACAAGCGCCGGACUCCGAGAAAGGUGCCAAUGCUCCCACCAACGUGUGGCUGUGUGCUCACCAGGAACAUCUUCCAUUGACAGCCUGGCCGGUCGCAGGAACGGUGCUACUGUCUGAUCAGUCCGGCACAUUGGAAGCUCCGCUUGACGGGGAGAUGCUGAGGUCCGUUGAGCUGUCCAACGCACUCGAGGGCAAGCGCAAGCCUCUUACAUUGAGCCUUGCCCUGGACUUGUCGGAGACCGGAUAUGUGUGGCGGCAGAAAGGCGAAAGCUUGCUUGGAACGCAAUCUUCUUGGAAACGGCUUCUGGAGAAGCCCAUGUCGGUGGGGCGGCUGUUUCCUCCAGUCACGGUGCGUGCUCACUUCUCUCAGAAGAGCACUUGCACCAUGCAAGUGGCGGCGUUCGACUGCCGAACUGCCGGAAAGCUUUGCGAGGUGAUGGCAAAGAGAUUCCGCAAAGCCGCUAGCUCGUUGGGAGUCUUUUCUGAUCAGAAGCGAAUCAGUGAUGACAACGAGGUGCCAGCAUGGACGAGCGUUGACGUAUGGGCUCUUACUCAAAGCACCGUGGUGCUGCGAGCGCCUUGUUGCUCGAGAGGCUUGAGCGGUGCCACAGUCUGCGCUUACUUUGACAUGGAGAGCGACUGGCACGGGGACGUUCAAAGACAAAUGGAUGCGAGCUAUGUUCCAGGAUCUCCUUGGGCAGAGGGGUCCACAGGUGGAGACGGAAGGUGUGAGCUGAUGGUUCCUGACGAAGUCCACCGGAUUGAAGUUUGUCACCCAUUGCUGGGUCGGCGAGAGAUUACGGUGGACCCAAGAGGUGCAGAGGGGGAAUCUGUGCUGGAAGUUUUGGCAGAGCCUCGCGUGAGAGUCUACUCAAUGCCACCCCCAGAUCAGGCAGGCACGGGCAUUGUACACGACACCGAUGGUCAGGAAGAGGUCUGGCUGUCGGUAACGGAGCCGCCUCCCGAAGCCAGGGGAUCGGAGCUGCACGGCACGCUCGCGGUUGACGGCAUGGAUGGAGCUGUUCGACUUCCGGAUGCUUCACCGGCUACGUUGCCCUGGCACAACUCCAGAAUGGGAGACCAAUGCCCCUUGCAGAGGCUUCGGGUUGAUACCGGCACGUCGAAGCCUGGCCCAGUGCUGGCUUUCAGCAGGAGACCCUCCAAGGGGUCGAGCCGGUCCAUGGCAUGUGUGCUGGACAGCCUCGUGGCUGGCCCGGUCUGUGUUGGCGCUUUGCUGCCAGCUGUGUUGGUGCAUAUGCAAGCUGUCGGGGGAAAGAAGGGCUGGCAGCAGUUGCCUGCUCCUUUAGCCGAAUGUCCGACCACUCUGGAACUUCGCAAAUGGUUGGGAAGCCGCUUUUCCCGUGAUCUCGACGAUGUGGGACUGUACGACUUGUCGAAGACGGGUGGACUUGGGACGGUUCUUGCCGACGAUACGGUGCUGACUGCAGACCUGGAGCUGGCGGCAGCGUUUCUAUCCCCCCUGAAAGUGCAGGUUCUGCUGCCUGACACGCAAGAAGAGCAAGGCCUCAGUGGUGUCGCUGUGGAAGUCGACGAUACGAGCUACGGGUCUACUGAUGCGGACGGCUACAUCCAGCUGAUGCUGCCUCAUGGCAAGCGCUCUGCUUACUUGCGGCAUCCAAGCUUCGGAGAUGGAAGAAGUCACAACUUCAUGAUACCCAGCCAAGAUGACUGCUGCAUCACAUUUGCUGAUGUUCGAUUGUACGUCUUCGCGACAGACCCGGAGGCAGAUGCGGAUGACGAGGAUGCAGGAUGCCAGCCAUCCUUGGUCUGGAUCUGUGCAUCAGCAGAGCAGAUUCCGCCUGACGCUCUAGGGAUCGCUGGAAGCGUGCGAUGCCUUGUCGGUGGCAAGGACAUCUCCGCUUCUCUAAGUCCAUCGCGGCCUACCGAAUUCGUUGUACUGUCCGGCGAGCAAAUCUCAAGACCUCCCGCCUGCAGCCUGGCAGACCUUCAAAUUACAGCCUCACGCACUGGAUUCGAGUGGCAGCCGAAAGAGCCAUCUCCCCUGGCCGAACGGCUCGAGGAGCUUGGUGGUUCUGAAUAUCUACGACUCUUGAACUGUCCAGUGGCCAUGGGGUACCUGAAGCCAACUGCACUCGUGCGACUGGAUUCUAGUACCACCAUCAGCAUCUCUAUAGCGGAUCAUCCUACCGCGGAAGUGCUGCGGGAUGUGGUCGCCGAGAAGCUAGGCAUACUUUCGGCAACAUCGAUACAGCUGCGACUGCUACCACCUUCAUCCGACGAUUCUGAACGACUUCUGGAUGAUGGAGAGAGUAUCCGACCGGGUUGGAUGAUUCGUGCCCAUCGCAUGGUGCGGCUCCACGUUUCCGUCGUCACAGCUUGCUGUGGUGAGCCCUUGGAGGAUGUCAGUGUGACGGCUGAGAGCAUCACCUGCCGCACGGACGCCUCGGGCACCUGCCAGCUGAUGCUGCCCAUUGGGGAUUGCCACGUGCAUUUGCAGCAUGCAUCGUUUGGCGAGAUGAGGCAAUUGCCACUAAAGGUCUCGAACGUGGAGGACCGGAAGGUGUGCUACCGCAUGAAGCCGCGGCUUUUCGUUUACGCGACUGAUCCCGAAGAGCAGGAGGAGGAGGAAGAUCCGGAUUCGGUUGAAGAUGUCGGGCCAUCGUGGGAUCCCAGUUGUGUUUGGUUGGCUGCAGACGAAGGGCAGAUUCCAGAGGAUGCGAUUGGAAUUGGCGGCAGUACCACCUGCUUGUGGCCAAGUUCGGCGAUUAGGCUUCGAGCACACCUCCGUGCCGAUCAGCUUGCAGGAUUUGAUCUUGGCCCGAUUGGUGUGGCAGAGCAAUCUGGGUCGUCGGAAGCUCGGACUGACGAGUUGGAAGUGCAAAUCUGUUGCGGCUCUUUGCAUGGAAUUGACCAAUGUAGAGCAGUUUUUAUCGCAGUUUUGAGCAUGGCUAGAUUGCUUGAUGCAGACGGCCAGGAAGCAACCGUUGGCAAGAGCCAGGGAUAUUGGUUGGACAGUGACGAUUUUGUGUCCACUGCGGACCUAGAUGCCGAGCACCUUGGAAAGGUUGGAUUUCCGAGAGAUUGGCCCGGUGUUUAUGGCUCCAGCAAGGCGCUGAAGCAAUUAGUUGGCAAGAAGGGGAAGUGUGCAGGAAAGAAGGUUGGAGUGGUUCCAGGCCCUGAUGCCUCGCAGCUGUCUAUGGUCAAGGGUCUGAAGUUUUACCCGCUUCAAAGCUUCUCGAACGCGGAACGUGCUGCUAAGGCCGCUGGCAUGGAUGUCGUCCGCGGUUGGGCAGUGUACGAGCAUUUGGACAAAGGUGUCAGCGAGGCAUUCGUGGCAGAGCGAUUUUGGUGGAAUUCUCUGCCCGACGGCACAUGGAUAGACUUCACUCCGAGGCCUGACGUGCUGCCGGAGAUACUACUCGCUGAAGCAGUCGACGGAGCGCCCAAGGCCACGGAUGUCUUGAGCAGCCGGCAGCAUUCCAUCAUGCUCAGUCUGCUUGCACAGCGUUUUCCAGGUCAUGCGGUGGCAUCCGAGAAACCAAAGGCAGACACCAAGACCGGAGCAUCAGCUGCUUCCUCGACCAAGGUCACGACGAAAAUUCAGCAGCCUGCCAAGGCUUCGCCGAAGCCAGCUGGCCCAGCGCCGGCAUCUCUGCAAGAGCUCGCGAGGCGGAUCCAGUCCGGCGACCUGGAGGCUGUGAAGCAGAUGGAAGAGAAGCUGCGCGGUGAAGACGAGCUGUGCAUUCAAGUUGCAAACGAAGGACUGGCCACGCCCUUGUCAAAGAUGUUGUCGGACAGCAAGACACAGGAAGCCGCCCUGAAGCUGAUGCUGAUGCUAACCGAUGCCGGGGUUUCCCAGCCUGGCUCAGACAUCGGCACUGAGAUGAUCGCUGGCGGAGCAGUGCCGAGUCUACGGGAGUUAUUGUCAAGCUCAAACUCAGCGCUCCAGGAGAUGUCGGCAGCUGUCCUGGGCAACCUGUGUCACGAAAGCCCCGAAAAUCAAGAAAAACUUGCGGAGGCGGGCAUUUUCGGGAAGCUGGUGGACCUGCUCUCCAGUGGCGCGACACCGGCGCAGGAAGCGGCCUACGCCAUCUGGAACCUCACAGUCGGCCACGAGAAGAACAGCGAUGCAAUCGCCCGCAUCGGCGCAGUGCCAAAGCUUGCAGAGCUUCUGAAGAACACCUCAGACAUCGCACAAGAAAAUGCAGCAGGUGCCUUGAUGCACAUCACGAUGUCUACAGAAGCUCGAGCUGCGAUUAGCAAAUGCAAUGCCAUCCCUAAGCUCUGCGAGCUUCUUCAGCCCAGCUAUGAGCCGGAGGUAAGUACGCAAGCCGCUGGUGCCUUGCUGAACCUCGCAAGCGAUUGCACUGAGUAUGCCAAGGAGAUUGUGUCAAACGACGCAAUCGGCCCGUUGAUCAAUUUGGUCAAGGAUGGUCCAGACCUCGCGCGGGAGUAUGCCGCCGGGGCGCUGAUGAAUCUCAUGCGUGGGGAGAUGGAGGUGGCCACUGCGGCUGCGAAGCUCAGUGCCAUCCCUGUGCUUGCCGGUUUGUUGUCCCGAUCCUCGGGCCACUCGGAGGCCCUGGGAGCUUUGGCGAACUUGGCAAGUGGAAGCGCAGAUCGUCAAAUCCAGAUCUACAAGGCACAGGUGACCCGCAAAACGGUCUCACUACUCAGCGAUCCUGACAUUGACGUACGGCGAAGUGCCGCCGCCCUUCUCAUGAAUCUUGCCCCACAUGGCAAGAUCAAGGAGCGAAUCGUGGAAGCUGGUGCGCUGAAGCCGUUGGCGAAGGCCUUAAAAGACGACGAUGAAAUCCUGAAGGAGCGUGCUGCCGGGGCGCUGGCGAAUCUCUUCAACGACCACAGCGCAAACGUGCAUCAGGGCUUCCAGCAGGCGAGUGAGAUGAUCCCGUCCCUCGUGGCACUGAUCCAAGAAGCUGGUCUCUCCGAAGACGCCAAGCGACAGGCUGCUCAUGCGCUUGCGAUGCUGGCUGCCGAGGACGGACCAUGUGAUGCCGUCUGGCAGGCAAAAGCUGGUCCUCCUCUGAUUUCCCUCCUCAAGGACAUGAUUGGAGAGGCUGCCUUGGGCAUCAUGAACUUGUCCUGGAGAUGGCCGGAGGUGAAGGCGGAGUUGGCAAAAGCUGGAACCCUGGAGUACCUCAUGGACAUGCUGAGGCUUGGAGAUGCCAUGGCCAAAGAGUACGCAGCGGGUGCCUUGAUGAACAUGACAGCGGGUUCACCUGACAGCGCUGAGAAGGUGACGCCGGCGGUCAAGGAUUUAGCAGAUCUUUUGAAGGCCGAUGCCAUUCAAGCGGCGGAGUGGGCCGCGGGUGCUUUGGCAAAUAUCGUCAGAUCAGGGCCUGCAGCGCAGGAAACGGCAGCUGCACAGGGAGCAGCAACUUCUUUGGCAGCUUUGCUGCCCAAGGUCACCGCCAACGGCAUGUCACUCGUCGUUCUGGCUUUGACAUCGCUUGCAGAGACGCAAGCAGCUGCAGUGACAAGAGCACUGGGACCGAAGGAGAAAGCAAAGCUCCGUGACUUCAGGGAUAGCAGCAAUCCGGACUUGCAAGACUACACGAAGGCUUUUCUAUCUGAGAGGCUGCCCGACCUCGGCAAUGGUGCUCCCCGAAGAGAGGAUGUCACUGUGCCGUAUUUGGCGCUGAAACUCAGUGACCAAGUAAGGCAGUGGCCGCAGUGGCCCGAUGAUCCGAUGAGGAUCAGCCAGAAGACCCGGACGACGCAUGGCACUGCUUGGUUGCUGCGAGAAGACCGCACGAGGGAGGCAUAUGCCCUGUUGCGUCCUUCAGAGUGUGGUCCGGUGUCCUCGGGCUUGUUUCCAGCCGAGGUCCAUUUUGCGAACCGGCCGUCGAUGCCAUUCUCCUUGAGCACGCACCCAGAGGCAGACGACGUGCGGGCCAUCCUCGCAGAGGAGGUGGGUGAAAACUUCGUCCUGCGAACUGUGCAGCGAAAUCAGCCAAUAAGCUGCCGUUUCCUCUCCCACUGUGACCUGCUGUGUGCAAAACCUGAUGAUAUGGCAGCAGCACUGGCCUCCGCGAGGCGUUUCGACGAGACCAAGUCGACGGCUGACCCAGAAGAACCAGGUUCUUCGGCUACCACUCUCCCAGUUCUGGACUUGAAACCGUUCCUUGUUCGGCGAACAGAGUAG